AUGCAGGUACGCUCGUUGUUGUACUGCAUGGGGCCGGAGGCCCGCCCACUUCUUGAGACGUUCUCGCUCGACACCGCAUCACUCGCCUCAUUUCAAGCGGUUGCCGCCAGCUUCACCGACCACUUCGUGCAUCCGGCGAAUGAACUGUACGAGUCGUCGCGUUUUCACCGGCGUGUUCAGUUACCCGAUGAGAGCGUCGACGCCUACUACGCCGAACUGUGUAGAAUGGUGAAGCGGUGCAACUAUCCGUCAGCUGAGGUCGAGCAAAGGCUUGUACGCGAUAGAUUUGUCGUCGGCCUCCGCGACUCGCGCCUUUCGGACCAGCUUUGCCGGAACGCGAAGUUGACGCUCAUAGAAGCAUGGAUGCAGGCCCGUCAAUCAGAAGACGCCGACAAAGAAAAAACGUUGCCUAAAAACUGCGCAGAGCACUCCCGCGAGCUACACCUCGACGCCGUACGAGAUAAGAAGUUCGCCUCUCGCCGCCGCAACCACGAUAAGCGGCCUUCGCCCCCGCGGAAAGCAGAACGCUCCUGCCAGCCGUCAACAUGUGAAUUCUGCGGCCGCGCGCCACAUCCACGUUCUAACUGCCCUGCUCGAAACUCCGUCUGCAACUUCUGCAAAAAGAAAGGACACUUUGCAGAAGUGUGCCGUGCGCGGCAGGCAAAACAGAAGCUCGGCUGCAUUCAGCUACACGCUGUCGGGACGCUCGCCGCGGCGAAGUUCGUCGACAUCACUGUUGACAACUACACAGCGCAGUUCAAGGUCGAUUCCGGAGCCGAGGUGUCCGCCGUUCUGAGCGACUUCCCUGCAUUGCCGGCCAAGCUCGACCCCGUCAACAGCCUGCUCAGCGGAUCUGGCGGUCAGCCGCUGCGCGUGCUGGGUUCGUACAUGGCGAGACUUCGGUGGCACGGGAAAUUGAGCUCUCAGCGCUUGUACGUGAUCCAGUCUCUCACCGUACCUCUUCUUGGACUGCCGGCGCUUCAAGCUCUGGAAGUUGUAAAGUUUCUCGACGAACUUCAGACUCCGAAAGCAACAUUGCGUGCUGAGCUCUUCCAGGGAUUGGGCACCCUCAAGGACGAGUACACUAUCCUUCUGAGACCUGGCACUGCACCCUUCUCCCUAAGCGUGCUUCGCAGGAUUCCCAUCCCGCUACUCGGGGUCGUCCGUCACGAACUUGGCAAACUGAAGGAAGGAGGCGUGAUCCGCAGGGUUGACAACCCAACCCCGUGGUGCUCUGGCCUCGUUGUAGUACGGAAAGCCGAUGGUUCCUACCGGCUGUGCGUUGGCUUGACUCAGCUGAACAAGGUUGUCUUUCGGGAACGCUACAUCCUACCAACGGUAGAGCAAGUCCUUGGCCUCUUUGGCGACGCAACAAUUUUCUCCAAGCUAGAUGCAACAGCCAGUUUUCAUCAGGUUAAACUAUCUGCAGACUCCGAAGAGCUCACAAUGUUCAUCACCCCAUUUGGCUGA
This is a messenger RNA of Rhipicephalus microplus (southern cattle tick), 1470 nucleotides long. RefSeq lists its product as uncharacterized. Gene Ontology annotation, molecular function: nucleic acid binding; zinc ion binding. The record is from RefSeq and is a predicted model, not a curated record. NCBI's taxonomy places the organism in Eukaryota, Metazoa, Arthropoda, Arachnida, Ixodida, Ixodidae.